Drosophila persimilis is the source of this 1631-nucleotide messenger RNA. RefSeq names its product transcriptional regulatory protein AlgP. Bases 196 to 1308 code for a protein of 370 amino acids. Gene Ontology annotation, molecular function: actin binding. Gene Ontology annotation, biological process: positive regulation of Rho protein signal transduction. The transcript has 4 exons. NCBI's taxonomy places the organism in Eukaryota, Metazoa, Arthropoda, Insecta, Diptera, Drosophilidae. The record is from RefSeq and is a predicted model, not a curated record.
AGGAACCAACAGCCGCUAAAGAAACAAGCAAAAGUGUUGCGAAUUCGCGUUCGAGAGCCACCGCCAAGCGGACAUCGGGAGUAACUUUCGAGACGAGACGAGUCUUACCAGUCGUCUGUGUACCCCAUAAAGCUGCAAGAUCCAAGCCAGAGCCAGGCCAGGCCCAACAGCAGCAGCAGCAGCAGCAGCAGCAGCAUGGCAGACGUAUCGCACGAGCUGGGCGCCCUGCGCUUCGUAGUGGACUCGCCGCUCUCCUCCAAAGUGGCCAUGUUCAACAAUCAGGCGACGCAGCACAAGCAGUCGCAGUUAUUGAAUCCGUUCUCGCAGGAUGGACGCGCCUCGUCGCCGAAGCCGACCUUCUCCAAGGACCAGUACGGCAAGCCGCUGGCCGGCAGUCUGACAGAGGCACGCGGCCAGAAGGCCAACAUGCACGUGAUGAAGGAAAUGCUGGAGCUAUGCCAGAUCAUCAACACGGAGGGCUACGACGUCAAGGAUGAGCCAGGCAUGCGAGUGAUUCCCUUCGGCGAGUUGUUCAACAUCUACAACUACAUCUCGGACAAGGUGGUGGGCAUACUACUGCGUGCCCGCAAGCACAAACUGGUGGAGUUCGAGGGCGAGAUGUUGUACCAGCGCCGCGACGACAAUGUGCCCAUAUUCCUGCUGAAGCCCAUCAGGGAGAUUCGCAGCGAGAUGGAGGCCAAGAUCGAGGAGAUCAAGCGCGCGGCGAGUCCUGCCCCGCCACAGUCCACAUCGGUGCUGCUCGAUCGCAGCGCCCACGAGCAGAAGCUGAAGGCGCGAACACCGUCGCCGGCGGUAAAGUCGAAAGCAAAAGCGAAAUCACCGUCGCCACCACAGGUUACUGCUGAUGCUCCUGCUCCAGCUGCCGCAGCUCCAGUCGAGGUCAAGCCAGUCGCAGCUCCAGCUCAAGUGUCGGCACCAAUCCCGGAGCCUGCGCCGGCUGUGACAGUCACAGAAGCUGCACCAAACCAUGAGCCCCUACCGGAGGCUGCCAAGCCAGAGGAGAGCCCCGUCCAGGCAGCGCCCGCAGCAGUGGAACCCGUGAGUCAGCCACAACCAGAGGCUAAGCCUGUUCCAGUUUCUGCAGAGCUCAUCCCAGUUUCCCCCGAGGUGCAAAAAACAGAAGCCGCCUUGCCCACAAUUGUGAUUGAGGCCUCCGCAGUGUUUGUGCGUACUGCCAGCACGGAUCAGCUAGCAGCAGACACAGCACCAUCAGCCACCAGUCCCGCCGACACAUCAUCUCCGGCAGCCAAAGACGAACCCGUGAUCGCUGCCGGAGACAGCGCCUAGGCAGCCGACCCCUUGGAAUUGUUUUGAGAAGGAACUCGCAACUACUAAAGCGGCAGCUUUAAAUUGCAGUAGUUUAGCUUAAAGUUUAGUUGACCUAGAGUUUAACUUACGAUUAGUGCAGAGAUUAGCAGAGAAAACAAACACAACACUGAAGACAGACCAGACCCGAAACCGACUAUUUAUAAAGGAGUUUGUUUAUCGGACGACCAAAGAGAAGGUGGUAAACUAUACAAAUAAAUACAUACUAUACUCGUACAUAUACAUACAUAAAUAUAUUUAAACACACCUAGCAUAAAGUAAAUGCAAUACAUGUAGACACAGUA